AUGGAUGAAGAGGUAUCAUUGAUUUGUAAUAAAUAUAUUGCAUAUUUUCCUGAAUUACCACCUGCUGCACUUCAGCAACUUUAUGUUCAAUCUCGGUCACGAGAUAAAAUACCAACUAUUCGAUUAUUUAUUGGUCGUUAUAAUGCAUUUCCAUGUUUGCUAUCUUGUACAAACGUAGAAUCAAAUGCUCGAUUUCAUAUAACAACAAUUUUAAAUUAUUUGAAAAAUGAAUAUCAACAUAAUACCAUUAACGAUGUAACUGUAAAUCAAUAUCAUACAAAAUCAAAACAAUUUUAUACUUCUUCUCGUUUUUGUGAUCUUGGAAAUGGUAUUAUGAUCUUUAUAAAAAAUAUAUCUAUAAAAUCCGAUAUUGACAAUCCAAAUCAAUAUUCUCCUGAUCUUUUGGAUGAUUAUUUUAUUGUAUCGCGAAUCAUUGCCAUCUAUCAUCUUCGUCAUCUUGAUACAGAAGUUGAAAAUAUGGUGAAAGAAUUUUUAAAAAGAUCUGUUUUUGAAACGAAAACAUUAAAAUUUCAAAUGAUAUGUCGUAAUAGAGCAUCAGAAUAUUAUUUCACUCCUAUUAAUAUAAGAAAACCAUUGAUUCAAGAUUUAGCAUUACAUUAUGGACAAAGUUUUAUUAAAAUUCAUGAAAAAAUUCUCAAAGAAUUAAAUAAAAAAGAUGGUAAAGGUAUUGUUCUAUUAUAUGGAAUACCUGGUAGUGGUAAAACUAAUUAUAUUCGUUAUUUAAUGGAUGAAAUUGAAAAAAAGAAAUUAAUCUAUAUUCCACCAGACAAAGCAAAAGAUAUUUCAAAACCAGAAUUUCUUAACUUUUUAUUAAAGCAUCCAAACUCAAUUUUAAUUAUUGAAGAUGCUGAAAAUAUAAUUCGUGAUCGAAAUGAACCAACUAUUAAUUCAACACAAGCUGUUGCAAAUCUAUUGAAUUUAUCUGAUGGUUUAUUGGGUGAUGCAAUGCAUAUGCAAAUAAUAGCUACAUUUAAUUGUGAUUUAACUAUUGUAGAUAAAGCUCUUUUACGCAAAGGAAGAUUAAUAGCACAUUAUAAUUUUCAAAAAUUAAAUGUUAAUGAUGCGAGAAUUUUAUCGGAAAAAUUAGGUUUUGGUACAAAGAAUAUAUCAACUUCAAUGAGUUUAGCUGAAAUCUAUAAUCAGAACGAAAUGAAUGACAUUGAGGAGAUUGUGUAA
Molecule: messenger RNA, 1197 nt
Organism: Adineta steineri
Lineage: Eukaryota; Metazoa; Rotifera; Eurotatoria; Adinetida; Adinetidae
Source: the annotation of a GenBank genome assembly